ACGUCGUCCAUACGACGUACGACGUGUUUACCACUUUACGACCAAUUUAUGACGUCUUUAAGGUGGAUAUCUGGUAAUUAACAUAAUUUUUUAAUGGUAAAAUAUUUUACAGUGAAAUUAGCAUAUUGGUAAUUGGCAUUAUGAAAAUUGCCAAUUCAAUGUACACUUAAUUAAAUUAUGCGCAUAAUUAAUUAGGCGUUCAUGAAUAAAUUAUGCGUUAAUUAACUUUAUUGGCACGAAGCUCCUAUGAAAACUUUUAGGGCUACCAGGUUGAGUGACAUGUCAUUUUAAAGCUAUUUUCAUGUGCAAUGGGACUACAGUCUUUAAUAUUCAAAUAAGAAUUGUUUUGCAUGUUAAAUAUAAGAAAAACCAUUAUUUAACAGAAAAGUGACCCUAAUUAUGUCUUUGAGAACAGUUAGUGUGGAGCUCUGUGUAAUGUAAGCUUAGUGUUUAUGUAAAGAUGUGUAGUAACACACAUGGAUAAUUCAAACUCUCUCCUCCCAGUGACCAUUCAUUAAUUUGAUCAUGUCUGUGUGGAGUCAUAUAGGCUGUAGUCCAAACCAUCGUUCAAUGAGUCUGAUAAAAGUCAGACAUCUAAGAGGCUCAGACCAUGUUUGAAUGGUUUGUGUGUACAUGUAAUGUCUGCAUCUAAAAGCAUUCAUGACACUAUGCUCAUAAAGCUACCCUCUCAUCAGAGAACUUGUUCAGCUUAAGGAGUCAACAUUUUGUAACUAAUUUGGUUUUUCUUGUUUGUUCCAGGGAGAUCAGCUGGCAGACAAGACGAGGAACACGAAGAUCCCAUGGAGGAGUUGGAGCCAGAUGAGUUGAUGGACGGAGAGUUCCUCCAGGUAGACUCCACGGGUGAUCAGUCUAUGGAUGGUCUCUCACAAGAGAGCAUCGAUGCUGGUGGUUUAGACUUCCAGAUGACAGAUGAGGAUGUAAUGGGGAAGAUUGACCCUGAGUCUGUUAUUGAUUCAGUGGAGUGUGACCUUGAUGAUAUCAAUGAUGAUGCUAUCAACAUCACCGCUGACGAUGAUCAACUCCUCACUGAAGAUGAAGCAUGUGACCAGGUAGAAGAAACGAAAGAGCGUCGUCCGGGUACUGGAAGGGUCGGAGGCCGUAACCUCUGGGUGUGUAAUCUCUCCAAGACUACUCGUGCUGCCGAUCUGAAAGCUGCCUUCAGCAAGUAUGGAAAGGUUGCUGGUGCCAAGGUCGUGACCAAUGCUCGUAGCCCAGGAACCUUGUGCUAUGGCUUUGUGAUGAUGUCUGCUAGCUCUGAGGCUCAGAGGGCUAUGAACCAUCUCCAUCGUACUGAGCUUCACGGAAGAACUAUCCACGUUGAAUGGGCUGGUAACGACCCUGUACCAGGAGGUAGGAACCAACCUCUGAUCCCACCAUCCCUGCUUCUAGCUGAGAAGGAGAAAGAGAAGGAGAGGGAGAAGGAGAAAGCUAAAGAAGUGGCCAAUGCUGCUACCGUAGCAGUGAAGACAGAGAAAGAAGAGGAGGCAAAGCCUGCUAACGGUGAAGAGAAGACUGGAGAUAACGUGGACAUGAAACCACCUGCAACAUCCCCAGCUGGAAAAUCCCCUGCCAAACCAGGUGAAGAGAAACCAACCAUUACGACAGAACCAGGAUCUGAGGUGGAUACCACAGCACAGCCAGACAGCAAAGAGAAGACUGAUAAAGACAAAGAGAAGGACAAGAAAGACAUUCUAUCAUUUGGAGAGGCUGAGAGAGAGAUGAGAGAGGCUGAGAGACGUAGAGAGAGGGGGAGAAGUGAUCAGUUCAGGAGGCAGCGAGACUUGAGACGUCGCACGAGGGAGGAGGAAGAAGACAAGGUUAGUAGGGAACUUGAACAGCAGCUCAAAAUCCUACAAAUUAAAUUGAUUCGCCAUCGCAUUGAGCGAGAGCACCGUGCAGCUGUGAAGCGCACAAUGGAUGCCAGAGGUAUGCCCAUGCAUGAGAUGGAUGCAUACAUGGGAGAGCAAAAGCGGAGAAUGGAGACGGGGUUGACAGAGCAAACAAGGAGAGAGGAACCUGCUAGGAGAGAGGAACCCACAAGAAGAGAAAAACCCACUCGCAGACCAGAACCUUGGGAAGAGAAUUUCCCAAGAAGAGAUGUCAGAGAAACCAGAGAGCCUAGAAACGCUGCUCCCCCACAUCCGAGGCAGGAAGCACCUCGCCGUGUGGAUCCACCCAAAAGAGAGGAACCUCCCAGGAGGGAACCUCAUGUUCCUGGGCGCUUUGGUGGAGAGAAGGAUGAGAGGCGUGAAAGAGAGCCAAAGAGGGACAGAGGUAACUUCAACCAGGACAGGAAUCGAUUUGAUGCAGGGGGUGAUACACACGCUCAGCGUAGAUCAUCUCCAGUAAGAAACAAGCCCCAGGCAAGCAGAGGGGAUAACUGGAAGCAAGAUCAUCAUAGCAGUUCAUCCAGUAGUGAUACUAGAAGAGUCACCAGUGGAGACCAUGACUCAUGGAAGCAGAACCAGGCUACCCGUCAGACCAGUGACCGUAUAAUAGAGCUCAAUAAUGCUCUUGGUAACCUCCUAAGCAGUAUGAAUGCAAGCACAGGUGCGUCUAGCUAUGGAUUAGAACGGCACAAUUUACCAGCUGAUACUCGAUUUGAUUCAUUCCAAGGUACACAGGGGAUGCGAAGAUUCUAAGAUUCAUUCAUCUUUUGUAUCCUCGAUUCAUGAGUUCUAAGGUCAGAUGUGUUCAAUUUUGUGAGAAGGUUCUCUAACUAUAUGCAUCUUGGUAUAGUGCUCUUUAUAAACAAAAAUAUUCACUGUGUUCCUUUUUUAAUUGAAUAACUUCUUACGAAGAAUCUAGGUGACAUAUACAUUUCACCAAAUUUUAGGGUUUGGAUGUUUCAAUUGAAUUUCGGAAUAUUCCCUUAUCAAGUACUGUCCACUGAAGAAAAAAAAAUGAGUUGAAUUCUCUUUGUGCUGAAAGUUAUGCAAGCAUUUUUCUUCCUCAAAAAAUAUUUUGGUUUAGUGCCAAUACUCUCACCCAUUGCUAUUCCCUUUGUAAAUACUCCACGUCUUCUAUUCCUCUUAAACAGUAUUAAUGAAUAAUCUUGUUAUAAAAACUCUUUUCUACCUUUCAAGAUGUGUACAUUAUGUCCUGAACACACAUGACAUUGAAGUGUGCAUUUGUUUUUAAUUUAUUAUAUUUUUGUUGAUUCAAUUUAGAGGUAAGCAAAUGGUGUGUUGAAUUUGAACAUGUCAUUUUUCAUUUUUGCAGCUUUGUUAGAUUAAG
Molecule: messenger RNA, 3258 nt
Organism: Strongylocentrotus purpuratus (purple sea urchin)
Lineage: Eukaryota; Metazoa; Echinodermata; Echinoidea; Camarodonta; Strongylocentrotidae
Product: scaffold attachment factor B2
Exons: 8
Coding region: 801-2663 (620 amino acids)
Biological process (GO): regulation of transcription by RNA polymerase II; regulation of mRNA processing
Cellular component (GO): nucleus
Molecular function (GO): RNA binding; sequence-specific DNA binding
Source: RefSeq, a predicted model, not a curated record